AUGGAUGAUUCUGAAACAUAUGUCAGCCACUUUCUUCAAGAACUCAACUGUCACCAAUACCUGGAUAGCUUUAAAAAUUGGAAUCUGACUUCUCAGGAUGCACUGGCACACAUAGACAAGGAGAUAUUAGUUGAAGUUGGCGUCAAAAAGAUCGGUGAUCGCAUUCGCAUUUUGAAAAAAUGCCAGUCUCUUCGUGGUAGCAGGACAAGGCCUUCCCAUGAGGUGCGAGAACUCCUGCAGAAGUUCCAGGCUCUCAGCGUUGCACAGCUUACAACAACAGAGGAACUUGUCACAGACAAGCAUUCCGCCAUCUUCAUACUUAACGACGGGUCGGCUAAGAAGGUCAACGUCAAUGGAUGUUUCAAUGCAGACUCGAUCAAGAAAAAGCUCAUCAAGAAGCUUCCCAGCGAAUUCAUAGCAUGCACACCGCAGGGUGAAGAAACCAGAAAUUCACAAGACUACGACGUUUUCGUGGUCGAUUAUGUCAAAAAUGUGUUACACUUGCUUUAUGACGUAGAAUUAGUCACUAUAUGCCAUUCCGUUGACCGCGUUGAGAAGAACAGACUUAUCUUUGUCUCCAAGGACCAGACCCCAAGCGACAGAGCCACUUUGACCUCUAAGAAGCUCUACCUUAAGACGCUGAGCGUGAUUCACCAGUUGGGCUCGCUUUCGGCGCUAGCAGGUACCACUUCAAGCGCUCGCGCGAAGAUCCACGCUGUGAACGAACUUGCUGCUCCCGGGACGGCCGCUGGGGCGCCUAAUUCACUAAGAAUUGAAAACAACAAGGAUACCAUACGGCAGAUAUUCAACCAAAGACCUCCUAGCGAGUUGAUAUCCACAAACUUGAGCGAGUAUUUCCCUCACACGGACGCCAAGAGCUUACGGAAAACCAUAGGAAACUCUGUUCGUCAGUCUAUAAGGUUGAGUUCCAUCAAUGGCUCCGCAACUCCCGUCGGUGGUAACAAUGUGGGAGAUAUCUGGGUCAAUAAUUCCAACGCGGUGGGGAAAGCCCUCUUACAAAGCCUUGACGGAAAUCACCACGUACCAACCGGCUCAUCUUUGUCAAAACGCAGGACACAGAUUGAAGAAGACACACUCAACUUCAAAGCCCCAGAAUCUGCCCACGGAGAGUCGGAAGUCAGCAAGAAUUCCGAGGGUACAACAGAGCGAAGAACUGGUCCCACGAAAAGGCCUGGCCUUAUCUCUCAUGCAGAAUAUCUGCGCCAGGGACCACGCAAGCAAAAGAGCUCGGAACGCAUAGAGUUGUUAAGAGUUGCAGACUCAGAUAAUGAUGAAGAGGACGAGGACAUGAUUUCAUUGCCCACAAAAAUUGCUACUCCCAAAAAUUGGCUCAAAGGAGCUCGGAUUGGUGCUGGUAGCUUCGGCAGUGUUUACCUUGGAAUGAACGCGCAGACCGGAGAGUUAAUGGCAGUCAAACAAGUUGAGCUGCAGCCAACUGCUGUCACCGCGGGCGUCGUGUCUGUAUCGGAUGAGAUAAAGAAGCAGUACAAUCAAAACGCCAAUGCAUCUGCGGUCAAAAACAGCUCCCAGGUACAUAGGAAAAUGAUUGACGCUCUGCAGCACGAGAUGGGCUUGCUAAAGGAACUACAUCAUGAAAACAUUGUGACCUAUUACGGAUCAUCGCAAGAGGGCGGCAAUCUCAAUAUUUUCCUGGAGUACGUCCCAGGCGGUUCGGUUUCCUCAAUGCUUAAUAGUUAUGGACCAUUCGAAGAGCCAUUGAUCAAAAACUUUACAAGGCAGAUUUUGAUUGGUUUGUCCUACUUGCAUAGAAAGAACAUUAUUCAUAGGGAUAUCAAGGGUGCCAACAUAUUAAUAGACAUAAAGGGAUGCGUAAAGAUCACCGAUUUUGGUAUUUCUAAGAAACUUUCACCUUUGAACCAGCAACAAAACAAAAGGGCAUCGCUUCAAGGCUCUGUUUACUGGAUGGCACCCGAGGUCGUCAAACAAGUCGUAACGACAAAGAAGGCCGAUAUCUGGUCCGUAGGAUGUGUGAUCAUUGAGAUGUUCACUGGAAAGCAUCCGUUCCCUGACUUCUCUCAAAUGCAGGCAAUCUUCAAAAUUGGAACAAACACUCAUCCCGAAUCGCCCUCAUGGGCAAGCGAUGAAGCAAAGAAUUUUCUUCUUAAGGCCUUUGAGCUGGAUUAUCGCCAACGGCCAGAUAGCAUCGAGCUUCUGCAGCAUGCUUGGUUAGACACAUCUAUCAUGUAG
This is a messenger RNA of Lachancea thermotolerans CBS 6340, 2229 nucleotides long. It is a transcript of the gene STE11, whose product is annotated as mitogen-activated protein kinase kinase kinase STE11. Gene Ontology annotation, biological process: protein phosphorylation. NCBI's taxonomy places the organism in Eukaryota, Fungi, Ascomycota, Saccharomycetes, Saccharomycetales, Saccharomycetaceae. Bases 1 to 2229 code for a protein of 742 amino acids. The transcript has a single exon. The record is from RefSeq and is a predicted model, not a curated record. Gene Ontology annotation, molecular function: protein kinase activity; protein binding; ATP binding.